CUCUAUAAAUUAGUCAACGUGUAGAAAUCACGCGCGGUGCACUGUGGAUAAUACACUAUACCCAGACAGAUACAGAUCAACGACGAAUACUGAAAUAAUUGUUCGAGAUUAAAAAAGGAAUAGAAUAUGCCUUUUAGAAGUCCAAAAGAGUUAAGAAUAGUGAUGCUAGGAAAAACAGGGGCUGGCAAAAGCGCCCUAGGAAACAGUCUGCUGCAGUCUGAGCUGUUCCAAUCCAACAGUUAUGGCGCUUCUGUCACCGUACACUGCAAAUUUGGAAACAGGCGUCUUGACAAUGGAAAAAAGUUGGUAGUCAUCGACACACCAGGAAUAUUCGACACCAGGAAAUCCAACCUUGAAACAUCAAAAGAACUUAUAAGGUGUAUAGGUCUAUCGUCACCCGGUCCUCACAUCUUUGUCUUCGUUCUGAAGAUCGGUCGCUUUACCCAGGAAGAGAUGGAGACGAUCCAACACCUCAAAGAUUUGUUUGGAGAAGACGUAGUCAAUUACGUGAUCAUUGUAUUCACCGGUAAGGACUCGCUUGAUUACGAUGGUUCGACCAUUCAUGAACAUAUCCAACACUGCCCACCAGAACUGCAAUCACUGGUUGGUCAGUGCAAAAGGAGAAUAGCUACCAUUAACAACCGAGCAAAACCAAGGGCAUUAGCAAAGGAUGUUAAAGGUAUUCUAGAUUUAAUGGCGCAGACCGUGAGACAAAAUGGCGGAGGAUACUACACUGGUGAGAUGUUUGAAGGAGCUGAAAGGGCAUAUCAGGAAAAACUUCGACUUCUCGAGGAAGAAAAAAACAAGAAAGAGCGGGAACUAGAACAAAAAGCGCGGAAAAUUGAGAAAGAGGCGAAGAGAAAGAUGCGAGAACUUGAGGGCAUGAAACUAGAAAAUAAUAAAAAGAAAAAAGAAUUAGAGAGAAUUAAGAGAAGACAACGUCAAAAAGAGGAGGAAUUAGAAGAAGAACUCGAAAGAAUAAAGAAUAUCGAUACGAGACAAAAAUUUCGAGAUGAUGUGGAGUCGAACGAUGGCGCCAUUGUUGAUAUUGCUCGGGGUAUAGAAAAGGUUGGGCGUGGCAUUGGACGGGCCGCCAAAGGCGUGUGGAAUAAAUUGACUGGUUGGCUUGGAUUUUAAAUUAGCUAAAGUCGGUCUUACCUGUAUCCCAACACACGAAUUGGAACUGAAGUUGGCGAACCUAUAAGCUGAUAAUAAUGGUUACUGUUUCAUUUAAGACUAUAAUCUGUUUGGGUUUUUUUUAUGCCGAAUGAAAUAAUAUAUUAAAGAUGCAUUAUGUAAGAGCUAAAUUUACCUAUGGCAAAUCUUUUUUUUUUCGCUUCAAAUGUUAUAUAAACUAAUAAGACAUUUCUCUCUGGGUGAUAUUUAACGGAUAAAACACAUCGCCAUUUAAUAAUUUAAUUUAAAAAUGGAAAAUCAAGACUGUAUAGUUACGAUUUCAAAGGCUGAAAUCUUCUGUAUAUAUUAUGCUUAUUAUUAAAAUAUUUAUACAGUAAGCAGAAUUGAGACUCUAGUUAGCAAACAUCAUAUAAGCUAUUAUAGUUUGUUUUAAGACAAUAGACUAUUUUUGCUUAUUAUUAAAAAAAAAUAAUUUCGCAUAUAAGCAUGCUACAAGUGACAGAAUUGGAACUGUUUACUAGCAAACAUAUAACCUGGUUUUUUUAAGACUGCUUUUAUGCAGAAUGGAAUACAUUAAUGUACAUGUAUUUUAUACUUAUUAUUAAAUGAAAAUAAGCUUUCACUGUAAACGUGUCGCAAGUGACAAAAUCUAGGUUUAUGGUGAGAGAGAGAGAGAGAGAGAGAGAGAGAGAGAGAGAGGUUUGAGGUCCCCUCGACCACACACAAACUAAAUGAAAUGAAAUGAAAUGGGGUUUAGGCCCCACUGUUCUGCUCCGGCUGGGCUAAUGAAGACAGCGACACAAACUAGGUCAUUUCGAGACUAACACAUUAUGGCUCAAUUUUAUUUCAAUAAUUCGCUUGCGCACAGGGGUUUAGCAGUGGGAGGAAACGAGACGACCCGGAGAAAACUCACAAGGCUGUACAGGCGACGCCAAUUGACUUAGAGACAGACCUUGUGAUUUCACGCGCACGCGUCAACCAUUCGGCCAACCAAAUCCUAUUUUAUGGCCAUAGACUCUAUGAGUAAGACGCUGGCUAGCUAACCACGUGGUCUCGGGUAUUUUCCUGAGUUGUUUCCACAUGUUAUUGGUGCAGCACCGAGGGCUUGGCAAGGAACAGUGUCAAGUCGUUCGGGAUGUGACGUAAACCGGAGGUCCCGUGUACACAUAAGUGUGCACGUAAAAGAACCACUGGCAGUUGGAAUUCGAGAUAAGAGUAAGCUGUAGCGCCGUUGUCGGGUCAAAUUUUUCCUCGUAGCACACUGUAAACACAUAUGCCCGUCUUCAUUAGCCCAAUGUACAGGUCAAAGGUCAUCACUUGAUGACGACUUGAGAAGCCUAGUAGAAACGUCGGUCAGAAAUAAGUAGUAAUUGUAUUCCAUAGAAUAGUGACCAGUAGAUAUUGACAUCCCCACCCCACCCCCUCUCCCUCCCUCUCUCUCUCCCUCUCUCUCUCGCUUUUCAUAGUUUACGUCACAAGUGACAAUCAUUUUUAUAUUUUAUCAUUGCUUGAUAAUGACUAGAGAAGCCUAGUCAAAACGUUGGUCGGUACUAAGCUGUAAUUGUAUUCCAUAGAAUUGUGACCAGUAUAUAUUGACUUGCAUUAGUACAUCCCUCACUCUCUCUCUCUCUCUCUCUCUCUCUCUCUCAUUUUUCGUAAUUUACGUCAUAAGUUAUAGAUAGUCUUUUACAAACUUACUUCAAAGCGCUUGUCAAUGAACAAGGUUUUUCUAUAGCUCAAAGAUUUAAUUGAGCUGAACGUAAUAAACCCUGUAUAGCUGACGUAAAUACAACAAUUUGUGAAAUAGAUUGUAAGAUAUAU
Messenger RNA from Patella vulgata (common limpet), 2958 nucleotides. RefSeq names its product GTPase IMAP family member 4. Lineage: Eukaryota; Metazoa; Mollusca; Gastropoda; Patellidae. Gene Ontology annotation, molecular function: GTP binding. The record is from RefSeq and is a predicted model, not a curated record. Bases 127 to 1137 code for a protein of 336 amino acids. The transcript is spliced from 3 exons.